Messenger RNA from Erigeron canadensis, 940 nucleotides. RefSeq names its product BTB/POZ domain-containing protein At3g56230-like. Gene Ontology annotation, molecular function: protein binding. The transcript is spliced from 3 exons. Lineage: Eukaryota; Viridiplantae; Streptophyta; Magnoliopsida; Asterales; Asteraceae. The record is from RefSeq and is a predicted model, not a curated record. Bases 47 to 856 code for a protein of 269 amino acids.
UAGCCAUUCAUCUCCAUAUUCAUUGAUUACUAUCAUCACAGAGAGAAUGGAUUGUUCGAUAUGUAGCGCCAUGCCUUAUAAUCUGAGGCCUCCAAGGAACACCAUAUGCGUAGCUUGUUAUGAAGGUGCCAAAAGUAUUAUCGCCAUGACAAACAAGACCGAUGAUCAUAAGAUUUCUGGGAAAUUCUCUAGUGAUCCUUCGGUUCCUAAUUCUUCCAAGGGAUUUAUGAGUUCAUUGAAAUGGUUGAAAGAGAUGAAGAAGUUGGAAGAAGAAAGUAAUCAAAAGUUGGCCUUUUUAAGUGGAUUUAACGCUGCAUUUAUAGACCAAAUUCAUACGGAUAUUCUUAUAAAGCCCGGUGAUGAUGCUCCUUCCAUACCUGCACAUAGAGCAUUACUGGCAACACGGUCGAGUAUAUUCAGAAACAUGCUAGACUCGGAUGGAUGCAAAGCGGCACCAAAUGACACCAUCAGCCUCCUUGAACUAAGCCACGACGAAGUUGAAGCUUUAUUGGAAUUCCUUUAUAGUGGUGAUUUGGUCAAGGAAAAGCUAGAUAAACAUCUCUAUUCAUUAUCAAUCGCAGCAGACAAAUACGAGAUCACGUUUUUACAAAAAUACUGCGAGAACCGGAUGCUUGAGAUUCUCAACGCGAACAAUGCGCUGGACAUUUUAGAAGUAUCGGAUACUACUUGUAACCGCAACCUCAAGGAGACUGCAUUAAGUUUUGUUGUUAAAAACAUGGAGGAUAUAGUUUUUGCAUCCAGAUUUGAUGUGUUUGCACUCAAGAACCCCCAUUUGACGGUUCAAAUUACAAGGGCUUCCUUUAUGGAAAUUAAAAAUCGAAGAAGUGAUUUAUGAGCUUCAAAUAAUCCAGACGUGCACUAAUUCUAAAUAGUAAAUAUAUAUUUAUAUUCAGAGUCUGGGGUGCUUUAAUUUUUUGUA